UGGAUCUUAGUCAAACAAGGAAUCAAUCCGUUUUUUGGUCCAAACAUUAGAACGGCACCGCCAUGGUCAUGGAGCGGCCCCGAUCAUCGCCGCUUCGCCGCCGCCCGACAUGCUUCUACUUGCCGCACUCGCGCCGCCCUCUUCCGUCCUUUCCCUCUCCUCCUCGUCCUUGCAAAACAUAAGCUUUCUUAGAAACCGUCUCUCCGUCGCCCAUCUUCGCUUCUCGUCGCUCAUCAUCCUUUCCAACCCUUCGCUUUCUUCCUCCUCCUCGCCCUUCUUCGCCGCCGCUCGCGAAUCCCCGCCCUCGAUUGUCGCAGCCUGCGAAUCCAGGCCACGUGACGCCGCCUUCCGCUUCUCGUCGCCUCUCUUUCAGAUCGCACCUUUCCUCCGCGACGAAUGGACGACCAUACUCAAGGGAUGGCUCUGCAGCUUCGUUGCUAUCUAUUGCCUCUCGCGCGCCGUGCCCCAGCUCGGACGCCUUUCCUCCAUUCUAUCCCAAGUCCACUCGCCGAGGGUACCCCAGGAGGGCGCCGUGCUGGUCGCGCUGGGCUGUUUAUCCUCCGCCGCCGCUUACCUGCAGCAAGCGUUCCUGUGGGAGGCUGCUUCCCGGUCCGUGUACAGGCUCAGAAUUCACGUCUUCGAUCGGAUCCUCCAGAGGGACCUAGAGUUCUUCGAAGGCAAUAAUGGACUUCUGGCGGGAGAUGUAGCAUAUCGGAUGACUGCGGAGGCAGCGGAUGUUUCUGAGGCUCUGUAUGCUAUCUUGAAUAUGACUGUGCCAAAUACUCUACAGUUUGUGGCUAUGGCUACUCAGAUGAUAUCUGUUAGCCCGAUGCUUUCGCUUUUAGCAGCAUUUGCCGUUCCAUGCAUCUUGUUUUUCAUUGCCUAUCUUGGUGAGACACUUCGAAAAAUCUCAAGGAAAGCAAGCAUGAGUUCUGCUAGACUCUCAGCCUACCUAAACGAGGUACUUCCUUCAAUGCUUGUUGUAAAGGCUAAUAUUGGAGAAUCGAAAGAAAGCUUCCGAUUUCAGACACUUGCUCUUGAUAAUCUGCUGCAACAACUGAAAAAAAAGAAAAUGAAAGCUCUCAUUCCUCAACUUGUGCAAGCCUUGUGCCUAGGAGGGCUACUGGUUCUCUGUGUUUGUUCAGUGGUUGUCUCCAGAAAUUCCUUUGACUGUUCAAACCUUUUCUCAUUCAUAACUGCAUUGAUGCUUCUCAUUGAGCCAAUUAAGGGUGCAGGAAAAGCAUACAAUGAGCUGAAGCAAGGGGAGCCAGCAAUAGAACGCUUGUUGGAUCCAACAAGGUUCAUCCCUAAGGUGACAGAGAAAUCAGAUGCUAUUGAUUUGGACUAUGUUACUGGGGACAUAAGGUUCUGUGGUGUUAAAUUUAGAUAUGGAGAUGACAUGCCAUAUGUUCUUGAUCAAGCGGAUCUCCACAUAAGACCAGGGGAGAGGGUUGCUCUUGUUGGGCCUUCUGGAGGAGGAAAGACAACUCUCAGCAAACUGCUUCUUCGGCUAUAUGACCCUCAAUGCGGGUCUAUUCUUGUGGACAAUCAUGACAUUCAAGACGUCAAACUAAAAAGUUUACGAAAGCACAUAGUUCUGGUGUCACAGGAAUCGAUGCUCUUUUCAGGAACUGUUACUGAAAAUAUUGGCUAUAGAGAUUUGACUGGACAAAUCAACCAGGCAGAUGUUGAAUACGCUGCUAGGAUUGCCAAUGCUGAUGAAUUCAUUACAAAAUUUGUAGAAGGCUAUGAAACUAAUAUUGGACAAAGGGGUUCUCUCCUUAGUGGAGGGCAAAAACAAAGGUUAGCCAUUGCAAGAGCACUUUAUCAAAAUGCAUCAUUACUUAUUUUGGAUGAAGCAACUUCUGCAUUGGAUGGAAAAUCUGAGCUGCUGGUAAGAGAAGCCUUGAAGCGUCUAAUGGAAAAUCAUACAGUCUUAGUAAUUGCCCAUCGACUCGAGACGGUCCAAAUGGCAGAUAGAGUUGUGGUUUUGGAUAGAGGAAAGCUGACAGAAAUUUCAAAAUCAUCUUUCCUUAGUAGCGGUGGGCUAUGCGAUUCACAUUUAGUUUAAUCAAUGAGCUUAUUGCAUGAUGACUGGAGCGUGACUGGAAUUGAUCGACCACACAACCCUUAAAGGGCGAUAUUCUCGCAAGGACCGCAUUCUCGUAAGCUCAGCCCGUCUAUGAAAGUUCAAUAAAACGACCCUUUUAGCCGCUGAUCCUAUCCUGGUGCAACUACAACAUUCAUUUAUUUUCUCAAACCUGGCCGACAACGAAGUUAUUUUUGUACAGGAGAAAAUAAUUAUAUACUUUUGUUGCAAUUUUGCGACGAGGUUACCAUUUUCAAUCUCAUCUUUAGGAACAUGGUAUGAAACUCCUUUAAGAAUCUAAAUUUGAUAAUAUUAUGUUUUUAAUCA
Molecule: messenger RNA, 2416 nt
Organism: Zingiber officinale
Lineage: Eukaryota; Viridiplantae; Streptophyta; Magnoliopsida; Zingiberales; Zingiberaceae
Product: ABC transporter B family member 29, chloroplastic-like
Exons: 10
Coding region: 110-2071 (653 amino acids)
Biological process (GO): transmembrane transport
Cellular component (GO): membrane
Molecular function (GO): ABC-type transporter activity; ATP hydrolysis activity; ATP binding
Source: RefSeq, a predicted model, not a curated record